Messenger RNA from Dendroctonus ponderosae (mountain pine beetle), 2118 nucleotides. RefSeq names its product zinc transporter 2. Bases 342 to 1535 code for a protein of 397 amino acids. Lineage: Eukaryota; Metazoa; Arthropoda; Insecta; Coleoptera; Curculionidae. Gene Ontology annotation, cellular component: plasma membrane. Gene Ontology annotation, molecular function: zinc ion transmembrane transporter activity. The transcript is spliced from 8 exons. Gene Ontology annotation, biological process: response to zinc ion; zinc ion transmembrane transport. The record is from RefSeq and is a predicted model, not a curated record.
AACAGCUGAGGUCCCGAUGUGACAGUAAUGGAGGGAUAAACAUUCAAAGUUUCAAAGAUAGUUACGGUGAUUAUGCUUACAUAAAAACCAUUCCAGCAAGUGUCGUGGCAUUAAAAAAUCAGCCUGUGGUCAUUCAAUAAAUGCCUAAUCAAGUGGUAAUUAAAUCGACUUAACCUCCCGUCAGUUUUUGCAGUUUUGGAAGAUCCAUUUCAGUGGUCGCUCAAUAUGUGCCUAACCACUGCAUGAAUUUAUGGCCUCUUUAUCAGUGAAAACACGUCCAUUAUUUGAGACCAUGUUACCUCUAAGAAACGCUCAACAUUGAACCGAAGGCCCAGUUUAAAAUGGACGUGUUUUGUGACCAUGCAGAUGACCUGCGACAGCUAUUGCUUGACGAUGAGAAUCUCGGACAUCCUUGCAUGAAAUGCUUGGGAAAUAACAAUGCAAAUGGACAUGUUGGAAUAGACUUCAGCUCAUCCAAACUGGUUCUGGAAGACCCAAGUGUUUAUGAUCCAAGAGCGGACAACUCUGAGGAUUCACCCCUGCUCGUACAUGAAUAUUUCAGGGAUCCGAGCGACGAUGUGGAGUUCCAUUGCCACAAGUCCCUGUCCUCCACCGAGGACCCAAAAGCCUUCAAUAAACUACUGUUAGCUUCGGGAUUUUGCUUUAUUUUUAUGCUGGCUGAACUCAUUGGUGGUUACUUUGCUGGAAGUUUAGCCGUUAUGACCGAUGCGGCGCAUUUAUUUUCGGACUUUAUUGGGUUCCUCAUUUCCUUACUGGCCAUAUUGUUGUCGCGGAAGCCCGCAACUAAACACAUGACUUUCGGGUACUACAGAUCGGAAGUUUUGGGUGCCUUUUUAAGUGUGCUGACUAUAUGGUUCCUUGUGGGAAUUUUCUUGGUUUUAGCAUUGAAGAGGCUCUACUUGGAAGAGUACAACAUUGACGCCAACACCAUGAUUAUUGUGGCUUCAAUCGGGCUACUCGUAAAUAUCAUAAUGGGAGCAGUGUUGCAUGGGAUUUGCCAUGGGCACAGCCACGGGCCCCAACUGCAAGAUCCAGACAAUAUCAAUGUGAGAGCCGCUUCCGCUCAUGUGCUAGGCGAUUUGGUACAAAGUAUCGGCGUUCUGCUAGCGGCUGUGAUUAUAAAAAUUUUCCCCAAUGCUCAAGCGGCAGAUCCGAUCUGCACCCUCAUUUUUUCUGUGAUUAUUAUUUUUACGACGGCCCGAGUUGGCAAGGACUCGAUCGGGUUACUUAUGCAAGGAAGUCCCGUAACUCGAGACAAACUAUCCAAAGCAUUAAAGCAAAUUUCCGGAGUGCGGCAUGUUCACGAUGUGAAUAUUUGGUCGUUGACGCCUGGCAGGAAUGUGGUAACCGCACACUUAGCCGUUGAUGAUUACUGUGAUAAAGAUGUCAUCCUGCAAAAGGCUACGUCUUCAGUGAAGCUCCUAUUGCCAAUUUUUAGCUGUACAUUUCAGGUGGAAUCGUAUAAAGUAGAUGGGAUAAGUAGUUGUAAGUUUUGUAGACUGCGAGAGUGCUGACAAUUUGAAUACUCCCUUGAAACUGGGCGGUUUUGGGUCUAGUUUGGGCCAAAAAGCCUGCAACAAUAUUGCUUUUAACAUUUAAACGAUAAAGUCCCGUUUAUUUACUGGUGAAACCAGUUAAACCUAUUUUUUAGAAAUCACGGUCAGUUUGUUCUUGCGAACAUUCCUUUAUACAUGAUGUUAUGGCUAUACAAAUAGUUAUGAUAGAAUUAAGUUGUAUGAUUAACGUGAACGUUUUGUAGGUGUUCUAUUAUUGACAAUCUCGAUAAUGUGCGCAUUUUCUCACAUGUACAGGGUGUUUGUUAUAGGAUCUUGCCGAAAUGCUCUCCAAUUUUUUUAACAUUACGUAACCCGCCUUACGCCACUUCGGAAUAAUUAAGGAAAUGCAUCGACAUAACAAACACCGGCUAUAUACAAUUUACAGUAUUACUUCUGUCCUAAAUGCUAAACGUUUUAGUUUCCUUUGUAUAAUACAAUCUUGCCAUGUUCUAUGUGGUGUUGUUAGACAUUAAAUACUAUUUAUUUGUUAACCGAAAAUGUCAGUGUUAAUGCGAAAAUAAAUUUCAUUCUAGAAGUCCCA